Photinus pyralis (common eastern firefly) is the source of this 1778-nucleotide messenger RNA. RefSeq names its product facilitated trehalose transporter Tret1-like. Gene Ontology annotation, biological process: transmembrane transport. The coding region runs from base 230 to 1633 and encodes 467 amino acids. Gene Ontology annotation, cellular component: membrane. Gene Ontology annotation, molecular function: transmembrane transporter activity. NCBI's taxonomy places the organism in Eukaryota, Metazoa, Arthropoda, Insecta, Coleoptera, Lampyridae. The record is from RefSeq and is a predicted model, not a curated record. The transcript has 4 exons.
CUGACGUAGUUCUCUAGAAAGAUUUUACAUUCAUGAAUCAUGAUAGUGUGAGUAACGAGUACCGUACACGCGUACUUCUGUGUUGAUAUUCGAAUGGAUUAUUUCGUUUUGUCGCUGUUUUUUUAAUGGUCAUUUGUCAACAUUCGCGAUCGGCGCGCGGUCUUCUAAAUACCAUAUCAGGAAUAAUUUUUACAUGAUAGGUAAUAUAUGCCAAAGCUGAAAAAAUAGAAUGCGUGGUAGAGUGCAACAAUUCCUUGCUGUUUUUUCGGCAACACUGAGUGCUGUAUCCGAUGGAAUGCACUACGCCUGGACCGCUCCAAUUAUUCCACUCCUUCAACAUUCCAACUCUACACUUCAAGUUACCCACACGGACGUACUAUGGCUAGAAAACGUUUACAUGAUUGGAGGGUUUGCGGGAAUUCCCUUCACCGUGUUGACUAUAGACCGUUUUGGACGUAAAACCUCAAUCAUAGUAGGAGCUGUUCAAAGUGUGGUCUCGUGGAUACUAAUCGGUGUUGGGCCGUCGAUUGAGUACGUGUACGUGGCGCGUUUUCUGAGCGGAUUAGCAGGAGAUGUCGGAUUCGUAGCAGCACCGAUGUACGUAGCGGAGAUUGCCGAUAAAAAGAUACGAGGAUUUUUGGGAUCGUGGAUCUAUCUAAUGAUGCUAGUUGGAAUUGUAAUAAUCUACUCCGUUGGUCCUUUUGUCACACUUGCGGUCUCUUCGGCAGUUGGUUGUGCGUUUUUGGUUGUAGAACUGCUUACCUUCCCAUUUAUGCCCGAAUCACCGUACUAUCACGUUAUGAAGAAAAAUCCGGCGGCAGCUCGGAAAUCGUUACAAAGGCUGAGAUCGACGGACGACGUGCAGGAAGAAAUGGAGGAAAUAGCCGCUACGGUUAAAAUGCAGCUGUCCCAGGGACGCGGUUGCGGCGAUUUGGUGAUGAAGAAGAACAGCCGAAAGGCUCUACUGAUUAUGACGGUGCUCAAUUUAGCGCAGCAUUUUAGUGGAUACAGCGUUAUACUCAUGAACAUUCAUUCGAUAUUAGAAGAUGCCAGUGGUUCGCUAAGUGUUAACAACAUCGCUAUUUGGUACUCAGUUCUCAUGUUAGUUUCAGCAUUGUUAUCUUCGUUUAUAGUUGACAAAGCUGGAAGAAAAAUUCUUCUCGGCGCUUCGAGCAUUACAACUGGUAUAUCAGUGCUAGUUUUUGCAAUCUACAUGACCUUGAAGGAGUCUAACGUCGAUCUCACAUCGUAUAGUUGGGUACCUACUUUCUUCGUGAUGUCUUUUGCCAUUUGUUUUAAAUUUGGAUUGGGUAUUGUACCCAUUGUGACGACGGGAGAACUUUUCCCCACAGAUUUAAAAGCUCUUGGAAUGACAACUGCGGACGGUAUAUACAUCGUUUCGUCAAUCUUGUCCAUAUACGUAUAUCAAGUUCUGAAAGAAAACUUUGGGCAUCACGUACCAUUCUUUCUUUUUAGCGCGUGCUGUGUUUGCACAACAAUCUUCACUGUAUUUUUUAUACCGGAAACCAAGGGAAAGACAUUAAAAGAAAUUCAAAUAAUGUUAAACGGCCUUCCCUCUCUAAAGGACAGCAGCGAGGCCGAAGAAAAACUGAAUGCUCCAGAGAAAGCUUGAAGCUAGUACGGAAUCUCGCGGUCAUAACUGUGAUUUUUAAUUAACGCCAAUCUAUUUUUGGCGCUAAAAUAUGCAGUAUUAUAGACAGUAUCAUGAAGCUCGUAUAAUGUUAUAAUCAUGAGUGAUAGUAUUAUGAUGUGAUACA